Phytophthora infestans T30-4 is the source of this 5580-nucleotide messenger RNA. Its product is annotated as calcium/calmodulin-dependent protein kinase kinase, putative. Bases 1 to 5580 code for a protein of 1859 amino acids. Gene Ontology annotation, cellular component: cAMP-dependent protein kinase complex. Gene Ontology annotation, biological process: peptidyl-serine phosphorylation; signal transduction. Gene Ontology annotation, molecular function: cAMP-dependent protein kinase activity; ATP binding. The transcript has a single exon. The record is from RefSeq and is a predicted model, not a curated record. Lineage: Eukaryota; Oomycota; Peronosporomycetes; Peronosporales; Peronosporaceae.
AUGGGGCAGCGCUUGAGCACCUCACGCGACAGCGACGCCUCGGAGGCAGAUGGCCCGCCCACUUCCGACCUACCUGCUCGCGUGACCGAUGCCUCCCGCACUUCUUUAUCCUCUCCUCGACCUCCUGCGAAUUCCCCGCUCUCCACCGAAGCCACAGCUCUCAGUUCCACAUCUCCGACUCUAUCCGCCCUGCGCCCUACCGUCGAGGAUGCUGCAGAGCAUCCGAGCGAGCGCGAAAGCUCUAUGCGGCUAGGUGACGUCGUGCAAAACACGCUCAGCUCCGACCAGGAGCCGUCCGCUCACCAGCAACAGAGCGACGAAGCGGACGCUUUGAGCUUCUCGCGUGUGUCUUCAACCGACUCGUUCCCGUCCUCCCCGCUCAACGUCAAAGCAGACGACGCCCAUCCGCUCACAAGACGCAGCUCCAUGUCGCGCACGCCUGCGCCGCCCAAACUGUCGCGCUUCCGGCCAUCCAUGGAGAUCCCCAGGUCACCUCAGUCGAGCUCCGACUCGUCACUCGAUUCAAGCUCUAGCUCCUCCGACGAAGACCUUGCAGGCAGUGGCGAAGAGCUGGUCAGUGACUGGCUCGACGAGCCUGAAGACGCGGUGCUGUCCCCGCCGUCCCACCCGAAGCGGACGCGCCACGCGAGCGCCUGCUCCUCCGUGUCUUCUCACACAGGCAACAGCGUGUCGUUCUCAGCCAUGCACAGCAGCGGAGGACGCAACAGCAACAGCAGUCAACACAGUAUGACUGGUUGGGCUUCGUGGCUCAGCUCACCUGACGACGUAGAGGAAGAAGACGACGCAGACGAUGAACCGGUGGCACUCACGCCCUUCUUACAGGACAAUAUGCCCGUGUACGAGGUCAUGAGACAGGUGCAAUUAUUCAGGAACUUAAGUCAGAUGCAGCAGGAACAGGUUGUGCGCGCUCUAAAGCCGGCCAAGUUCUCGGACGGCGAGGUGAUCGUGGCGCAGGGUACACGUGGCUCUAGAUUCUACAUGAUCGCCAAGGGAGAAGCCGUUGUGACUAAGACGGUAACCACUAGCAGCAACAGUAUUACCAGUUCGACUCCUUCCAGUGCAGGACAGACGCAAGAACGUAUGAUCACGCACUUACGAGCUGGUCACUACUUCGGUGAGCUGGCAUUGAUCUACGAUGACCCUCGUACAGCCACUGUACGCGCUGUUGGGGACGUGGAGCUGCUGUACUUGACACAGGAAGAUUUCCAGCAUAUUGGCCAAGUGCAUCUGAGUCUUAUGUUGCAGCAAGUGCCGCUACUGGCACGGCUGAGUGCCCGUGAUCAAGAUAUCGUGCUGAAAUGUCUGCGACCUGCUAACUUCAGUGACGGCGAGUACAUUGUCCACCAAGGAGAUGAAGGCACACGCUUCUACAUGAUCACGCGUGGUGAAGCUAUUGUAUCGGAGAAAGCUGUGGGGCCGGACAAGAAGCCGUACGAGAAGGAGUUGACGCGGUUGUAUGAAGGCCACGUGUUCGGCGAGAUGUCGCUCAUUUACAGCGAACCCCGUACAGCUUCGGUGCGCGCUGUUGGCCCCGUCAAGUGUCUGUAUCUGAGUAAAGAAGACUUCGACAAGUGUCUCCUCUCUGAUCACUUCCAGCGCUUUAUUCAAGAAGCUUACGUGGAGAAGGCGACGCGACGCGCUAUGCGGCUUCGACUCCAGCAACGUGCGAACAGUGCUGCGACGUUAGGGUCCGCUCCCCAGGCGAGCUCUGACAGUUCGUCUAGCUCUAUCGUAGCACCGCCUCCAGCACCCACGUCGCCUGUGAAGGCUACAGAGACGAAGAAACUCGUGAAGCAGAGACUGAAAAACGGCCAAGUUGUGGUCAACAAGUACGUGAUCAAGGGCGAUCUGGGUCGAGGCACAUUCGGUCGUGUUAAGCUGUGUGAGAGCCAAGAAGACGGACAGAUGUACGCUGUCAAGAUCAUGCACAAGACGUUCGUUCAGCGUAUGGCAGGUAAGGAAGAUCAGCUGUAUGAUGUACUACGUCGCGAGGUGGCCAUUAUGAAGAAGCUGAACCACCGCAACGUUGUGAGACUCGUGGAAGUGAUCGACGACCCGAACAGCCAGAAGAUGUAUCUUGUACAGGAAUAUGUGCAGCACAGUCUGAUGGAGGAGGUCACGCAAGCGCGUCGGCUGAGCGAACCGGUUGCUCGGAAGUACAUGCGUGAUCUGCUCUCCGGUCUGCAGUAUCUACACUUCCACAAGGUUAUCCAUCGCGAUAUUAAGCCAGAGAACAUUCUCGUGAGCUCUGAUGGCGUGGCAAAGAUCGCCGAUUUCGGUACAGCUCGUAUGAUUAUGAACGAGACGGAGACGAUCUCAGGAGCGAAGGGGACGCCGGCUUUCAUGGCGCCUGAGAUGUUCGACAUUGACGCGACGUACCAGGGCCCGGCGGUGGACGUCUGGUCGCUUGGAGCUACACUCUACAUGAUGGUGAUCGGACACCCGCCUUGGAUGGCAGACAACGAGAUUGUUCUGGCGGAACGUGUACAGCGUGUGGAGUUGCGCUUCCCGAAGGAUGUGGAACGUACGAUGGAGCCGCAUCUGAAGAAUCUACUGCAGCGUAUGCUCACGAAAGACCCUGCAUGUCGUAUCUCUCUUAAGGAAUGUUUUACGCACGAGUGGACCACAAAGGAAGGAAGCGACCCGCUUGGUCUGAUCACGCCGGAGAAGAACUUGACCGUGUCGAUGGAUGAAAGCGAACGUGCUAUCGAGAACAUACCGGAGCAGAUUGACCAGCGCCUGACAGAGAGUCUGGCACAAGCGCAUCAAUUGGUUAAGACCCGACAGGAAACUGGCCCCGGUGUCGUGCGUACGAACAGUGGACGGCACUUCACCGGCACGCCCAUGGCAGGAACGUUAGGUGCACGCAUUCCUUCGACGGCGUCCACCACGUCGUCCAUCAACACUGUCGGUAGUAGUCCGAGUCGCGCGUCUAGUGACGAAGUCUCCCGCAUCAUCUGCGCAUGGCGUCACCACAAGCGUGUGCAGCUCAUGGAUGGCCACAAGGAGUUGUCGGAGCGUUCUCGUGAGCUCUUGAUCGAGCAGAAACGCAUGGCUUUCUCAGUGGAUCGUGCCAAGGUAACGGAGAUCAUUCUUCCGGCUGCUAAACCCACAGCUCGCAGUCGAUACCCAAGCACGUCGUCCUCUUCAUCGCUUCGACAAGUGAGAGAGCAGUCGGCGUUAUCCACUGCGUCUUCGGUGUCAUCCAUGUCGACUGUUGGUGGCAAUACGCCUUCGUCCGACUCGCCCAGGUCGCGCUCUUUCCCUGCUGGACGUAGCAACUCUGUGGACAACUCGCUGCUGCUCAAGAAGAACAGUUUCCAGACUCGCCGGUUCAAAGACUCGGGCAACCUCGAAGGCUUCGGUCGCACCUCGUUCACGUCUGUCUCCCAGCUGUCCGAGCUGGCAACGCCCGUUGAAGAGUCUUUCGACCAACGUGGCAGUUUGUCAUCCUCCAGCGAGUCGGGUCAUUCCAACAGCAGCUAUUCGAAUGCGACGGAGGCGUCAGAUGCAGACUUGAUGAAGCGCUCGCUCUCGCGUAAGAAGGAUUUCCUUAUGGUGACUUCUGAAGUGUUCCGUGACGAAGGCGGAGACUACCAGACGCGUAAAAUUCUCUUUCAGGCUCGAGACGAUGACUUUUCCGUGGCUUCACGCGUGCCUACCCACUCGAAUUCCGGCCGUGAGCUGCUCCCUCCAGGUCGCGCCGGCUCAACUAACUCAUCGUCAUCCAGUCAGAAGCCAAGACGACUGGGAAGCACUGGUAGACUAGGCAGUGCUGGUAGUAGCAGUGCCAUGGGCAGCGCAAUGGGCAGUGCCAUAGGUAGUGCCAUGGGGAGUGCCAUGGGUAGUGCCAUAGGUAGCGCGUUAGGCCGAGCCAGCGCCACGAGUCGUCGAUCUCUAAGUGGAAGUUCCGUCAGCUCGUCCCGCUCCGUGGCUACCGAGGAUGGAAAUGUGGAGGAGUUCGACAUGGAUGGCAUUGAUUGUGUCCAAGUUACGGAGAUUGACGAUGAAGACGACGACGAUCUGGUGAACCACGGGAUGCGUAAGGGCAGUGGAGCUUCCUCUCGGCAUUUCCACCAUCAUAGUGACAGUAGUCGCGCGAACAGUAGUCACGAUCGCAGUCAUAAUUCUGGUCUUUCGGAUGCGGAUAGCGAUUCGGACGAUUCGGAUUACUCGGAUGUCGAGUGUGACGUCGACGUCGACGCGACUUUCAGUGAACUUAUCGCUACGCCCAACCAGCUUGACAUUAUCAGCCACGACGACGAAGAGAUCGCUCCUAUCGUGACGCAAAAGCCGUCGUUAACGUCGUUUGAUGACUUGUCGUCGGCUUCAUCGUUGGAUGUGGACAACAGCGGCAACGUUCUCACGCUCGGGUCUCUAGCGUCGAUGGCUUCAAGUGAAUCGGCGUUGGCUAUGGCUACACCCAGUUCGAUGCUGGAUAUCGUCCAAGUGUACGUGAGCAGCAAGAUCCGAGAGAAUCUCACGCUGUCUAUUCGCUCUGGCUACGCUGAAGCGAAGGGCGCGCGGUCGUACAUGGAAGACCGUACAACUGGACAGAGUACAUGUGAUCUGUCGCGGUAUCCGGCUGCUCUAGCGAACAACUACGCGUCGUUGGCGUUCUUUGCUGUCUACGACGGUCACAAUGGCACGGACACAGCUGUGAAAUUGCAGAACGAGUUGCAUCACCGCUUCUUCGCUGAAGGUGCGGGCUUCAUCGAGUCCCCCGUGACGUGCAUCUCAUCCGUGUGUGAGUCCAUCGACAACGAGAUCUUGGAGAGACAGAACCAGAGCGUACUGCCUAAACGUAAACGUACGAUGGCUGCGGAGGAGAUGCAACGUUAUCUCAGAAGCGAGAGCACAGUGCCCAGUCUCACUGAAGACGAAUGCUGCGAGAUCGACGGCGAGAUCGUGUGUGGAGAGGAGAUGAAGCAGUUACUGCAGCCGAUCUCGUUCUCUGGUGCUGCGAGUGUGUUCGUCGUGGUGGCAAAGCAACGCAAGAAACGCUGCCGUGCCAAUGACAAGGAAGAUGACGCUGUUAAGGACGACGAAGAGACUGAGACAGCAGAGGACGAACUGGACGAGGAAGACCAACCCACGCGACUGUACGUGGCCAAUGUGGGCGACUGUCGAGCUGUUUUGUGCACUGCAGACGCCUUAGCAGUCGACAUGACGACGGAUCACAAGGCGUCGCUACCGGCUGAACAGGAGCGUAUCGAGGCGUCAGGUGGCUUCGUGCACAACGGCCGACUGGACGGCAUUCUGCAGAUCUCCCGUGGCUUCGGUGACUUGGCGCACAAACAGGAUGGCCACUUGGUGGUCACGCCAGAUGUGGUGGAGCAUCUCGUGAACCCGUCGGACCAGUUCUUGCUGCUUGCAAGUGACGGGCUCUUCGACGUGUUGACGUCGCAGCAAGCUGUCAACUUUGUGCUGCGUAAACUUCAGACCCAUGGAGACGUCCAACUCGCAGCUCAGGAGCUGGUGCUCAAGGCGCAAGCUUACUUCGCACACGAUAACAUCAGUGUGGUCAUUGUGGCGUUGAACCAGAAAGGUGACGCGUGA